ACCCUGUUAUUAGAAAAACCUUCACAAUUCGCUCACAAAAUUAUUUUCACAAAUGGCUUCAGUGGCGAUAACCAGAAAAAACCACUUAAUAUCUUUUCUGAUCCACCGUUGCCGUCGUACAACCACCAACAGCCGCCACAGUUUCUCUACUUCAACUACCGGAACCAAAAUCCUCGAAACAUUUAGAGAAGAAUUCGAAAUCGGAUCACGCGUCAUCUCGUUAGAAACAGGGAAGAUUGCUCGGUUCGCAAAUGGCGCAGUUGUGUUAGGGAUUGAUGAUACUAAUGUGCUUUCAACUGUUUGUUCUGCUAAAGGCGACGGUCUUCGUGAUUUCUUACCUCUCACUGUUGAUUAUCAAGAGAAACAGUUUGCUCAAGGAGUAAUUCCAGGUACAUAUAUGAGAAGGGAGGGUGCUCCUAAAGAACGAGAGCUUUUAUGUGGGCGUCUCAUUGAUCGACCUAUACGCCCCCUUUUUCCGGCUGGGUUUUACCAUGAGGUCCAGGUGAUGGCUAGUGUGCUUUCUUCAGAUGGGAAACAGGAUCCGGAUGUAAUGGCUGCUAACGCCACUUCUGCUGCUCUUAUGCUAUCGGAUAUACCAUGGGGUGGUCCUAUCGGAAUGAUACGUGUAGGGAGGAUCAACGGGCAUCUUGUUGUAAAUCCAACCAUGGACGAGCUUAAUAUGAGCGAUCUCAACCUUGUUUAUGCCUGCACAAGAGAUAAGACCUUGAUGUUAGAUGUCCAAGCACAUGAGAUUUCUGAAAGAGACCUUGAAGCUGCAUUUAGGUUUGCUCACCCCGAGGCAGUUAAGUUCAUUGAGCCACAACUGAGACUCGCUGCAAAAGUGGGGAAACAGAAAAAGGAUUAUAAACUGUCCUUAAUUUCUGAAAGAACAAUGGACAAGAUCCGUAACUUGGCUGAAGCUCCUAUCGAAGCAAUCUUCACAGAUCCUUCCUAUGGAAAGUUUGAACGUGGGGAAGCCUUAGAUAAAAUUGCACAAGAUGUGAAAUGUGUACUAGAGGAAGAAGGUGAUGAAGAAAGCUUAAAAGCUGUAUCAAAGACGGUUGAUACUGUGAGAAAGCAGGUAAUACGCAAAAGGAUCAUUACUGAAGGGUUUAGGCUUGACGGAAGACGUCUUGAUGAGGUUAGACCCGUGUAUUGUGAAGCUGGUAACUUGCCUGGAUUGCAUGGAUCAGCCCUUUUUUCACGUGGAGAUACCCAGGUUCUUUGUACUGUUACUCUUGGGGCACCUGGGGAUGCUCAACGUUUGGAUUCUAUUGUGGGUCCUCCAACCAAGCGAUUUAUGCUUCAUUAUAGUUUUCCACCUUACUGUAUAAAUGAAGUUGGAAAGCGCACUGGCUUGAACCGCCGUGAAGUUGGACAUGGUACCCUUGCCGAGAAAGCUCUUCUUGCUGUAUUGCCUCCUGAACUUGACUUUCCAUACACCGUCCGUAUUAAUUCAGAAGUCAUGGGGUCUGAUGGUUCGACAUCGAUGGCAACUGUCUGUGGAGGGAGUAUGGCUCUAAUGGAUGCUGGCAUCCCUUUACAAGAUCAUGUUGCAGGUUUGUCAGUUGGUCUCGUUACUGAAGUUGACUCAUCAACUGGCACUAUCAAUGAGUACCGCAUAUUAACUGAUAUUUUGGGUCUCGAAGAUCAUCUUGGGGACAUGGAUUUUAAAAUAGCAGGAACACGAAAUGGAAUUACAGCAAUUCAGUUGGACAUAAAGCCUGCUGGAAUCCCUCUUGAUAUCAUUUGUGAGUCACUGGGACCUGCAUACAAAGGCCGACUCCAAAUACUUGAACAUAUGGAGCAAGAAAUAAAUGCAGCACGUGCUCAAGAUGGAAGAAAUUCUCCUCGAUUAGUUACUUUAAAAUACAGCAAUGAUGAUCUACGCCGCUUGAUUGGACCACUUGGUGCCUUAAAGAUGAAAAUCGAAGAAGAGACAGGUGCUCGUAUGUCUGUUAGUGACGGAACACUUACUAUACUUGCUAAAAAUCAAUCUGUAAUGGAAAAAGUGCAGGAAAAGGUUGAUCUAAUAAUUGGGCGAGCAAUUGAAGUAGGAGGUGUUUACAAAGGCAUCGUAACUGCAAUAAAAGAGUAUGGGGCUUUUGUAGAGUUCAAUGGUGGCCAACAAGGCCUCUUACACAUUUCCGAAUUGUCACAUGAACCGGUAUCCAAAAUUUCAGAUGUAGUUUCAGUUGGGCAACAACUUUCUUUAAUGUGUAAGGAGCAGGAUAACCGUGGUAACAUAAAACUCUCUCUAAAAGCCACUUUACCUCAAAAGAGCAAAAACGUUUUUGUGGCUGAAACUUCUUCGAGCACAUCAAAACAAAUGCCCAAUAGUUUCAAACCUGGUGGAAAGACACCAAAUCAACAAGAUCAGAAUAAUGCGGUUAACAAUUUACUUGAAGACGAAGAUAACAGUACUAAGUCAAAAUCAUCUUAUUCCUCAACAUCACCUAUUGUGAUUCGCAGUGCUGUGGAGUGUGACGAGGAGGAAAAGUCAGCAGGUUUAGGCUCAAGUUUGAAAGAUAACAGCAAAGCCCAACAGUCUAUAAAAUCAAAAUCUGCUCAAAAGCCCAAAACCAUAAAAGCAUUAAGCAAAGAGCUUGAGUUAGCCUCCGUUUCAUCUAAAAAAGACAGAAAUAGCAAACCUUUUCUGCUCACUGAAAAGAGAAAUAAUACUUAUACAAGCUCCGAAGAAGAAGAAAAAGAUGGGGAUAAACGUCCAACUGAAACCUUAGCACAUUUUCUAAACCAUUUAGGAGAUCAAGAAUCCAAAGUUGAGGGUCCAAUUGAUGCAAAAAAGCUCAAACUUGGAACCAAAGUAACUGCAACGAUCAUUCAAGUACGUACGCGUGGAUUAGUACUAGACUUGGGUGGUGGAAUCAAUGGGAUGUACCGGUUUGAGAGUGGUGGCAAAAGGGAGUUUGAAGUUGGCGAUGAGGUCCGCGUACAAUGUACAAGUUUUACCAGCAAAGGCAUACCUGUAAUGUCUAUUAUUCAGGAUGCUUAGCGACUUCUACAAUCAGCUUUCACCAAAUAUGAUACUUGGGCUAAGCGUCAAGUUGGUGAUUUUUCGUUUUUUGAUCAUACAAAUAUUUUUCCAUGAGGCUGUUGCCUUCUAGCCCCAUUUUGAGGUGGCCCAAGUACCCAUGAUCAAUCAGGAAAGGUGUAAUUGUCAUGGUGGUUUAUGGCCCUGUUAGGUUUUGCCAAAAGACGGAUACGACCUUUUGUAUAUUGGGGCUAUGUUACUUGCAUUAUGGGUUUUUUUUACCAACUUAUACGGGUCAAAAAGAAUGGUCUGGUUCAGGUAGGAGUAAAAACUUUGCAGACUUCAAGAGGCCUACUGAUGGAAAACUUGACAGACUGAUUGAUCGACGACUUAAAGGACUAUAUGAUUGGUCAUGUACGGAGUUAUGCAGAUUGCUAAUUAGAGUUUUGUUUUAAUUUUUGAAAUGUCCUACAACCUAUGAAUCUGGUUAGUUAUGAAUGCUUUGUAAGUUAUAAAAAUAAGCUUCACUAA
This is a messenger RNA of Erigeron canadensis, 3523 nucleotides long. Its product is annotated as polyribonucleotide nucleotidyltransferase 2, mitochondrial. Gene Ontology annotation, molecular function: RNA binding; 3'-5'-RNA exonuclease activity; polyribonucleotide nucleotidyltransferase activity. The record is from RefSeq and is a predicted model, not a curated record. Lineage: Eukaryota; Viridiplantae; Streptophyta; Magnoliopsida; Asterales; Asteraceae. The coding region runs from base 53 to 3013 and encodes 986 amino acids. Gene Ontology annotation, cellular component: mitochondrion; cytosol; chloroplast stroma. The transcript is spliced from 16 exons. Gene Ontology annotation, biological process: mitochondrial RNA 3'-end processing; mitochondrial mRNA catabolic process.